Molecule: messenger RNA, 1719 nt
Organism: Pestalotiopsis fici W106-1
Lineage: Eukaryota; Fungi; Ascomycota; Sordariomycetes; Amphisphaeriales; Sporocadaceae
Exons: 1
Coding region: 1-1719 (572 amino acids)
Biological process (GO): GPI anchor biosynthetic process
Cellular component (GO): endoplasmic reticulum
Source: RefSeq, a predicted model, not a curated record
AUGUCCCCCGCGGCUUUUCUUCGCAAUGUCUUGCGCCUCCUCGUCCCCUUUGCUUUGAUCAUCACGACCUACCUGUACCUUUACCCUGUCUUCCUGGGCUGCGCGUUCCCGCUCCCCGACUCGCAACCAGCAACAGCCGCCUUCCAGUCGACCGUUCAGCAACACAUUGGGAAUGUUGAUCUGAGCAUUGCGCCCUUUCGUCUCCUCGCGCUGGGUGAUCCCCAGCUCGAGGGUGACACCUCACUACCGGACACGUACCGCACCCCCUUCAACCACCUAAAGAGUUUUGCGUUGAACAUUGCUUUCCAAACGUCGCACAGUUCCCUUCGGGAACGCAUACGGCAAUCACUGCACGACUUGGUAGAUCUAUACCUCGAGGAUAUACCAGACGCUCUCGAGUCAAUACGGAAACGCAUCGAUCUGUUUGGCAACGACUUUUAUCUUGCCCACAUCUACCGAACGCUCAAGUGGUGGACCAAGCCUUCACACGUCACGGUACUUGGAGAUCUCUUGGGUAGCCAGUGGAUCGGCGACGAAGAAUUCGAGAGGCGAAGCUGGAGAUACUGGAACAGAGCAUUUGCCGGGGGUGAACGAGUGCCUGACGAGGUCGCUGUGCACCCUGCCGAGGAAUACCAGCUGACUGGCUAUCUUGGUAAUGAAGGAAGCAAUGGCACAGUAUGGCGCAACCGGAUCAUCAACAUUGCCGGAAACCAUGACGUAGGGUACGCAGGUGAUCUGACGAUUGAACGACUCGAACGAUUCGAGCAGGCUUUUGGCAAGGCUGCCUACGAGUUGCGCUUCGAGUUGCCCAUUACCAACGCGACCCUGAACGCGACGAUCAUGGAUACGGAAAAGAACCCCGAUUCGAACCGAUUAGCGCCCGAGAUCAGAAUCGUCGUUAUCAACAAUAUGAAUCUGGAUACGCCAGCGAUCACUCCAGAGCUCCAGGAUCAUACCUACACCUUUGUCAACGAUGUCAUCAACACUGCCGCCGCCGUCGAGUAUCAAGGCCACUUCACUUUGGUCCUGACGCAUAUUCCCAUGUACAAACCCGAAGGCGUCUGCGUUGAUGCGCCAUUCUUUGAUUUCCACUCUUCCGAGGAGGGAGGCGGUGUCAAGGAGCAAUAUCAACUAUCUGCAGAUGCUUCCAAAGGCUUUCUCGAGGGUAUCUACGGCAUUCAUAAGGACAUUAACGCGCCAGGUAGCGGCAAGGGCCGGCAUGGGUUGGUCAUCAAUGGCCACGACCACGAAGGUUGUGAUAUCUUCCACUUCAUCAACCAGACAACAGGGGAUAGCUUGGAUGAUCGCAAUUGGGAGGUUGUACGGUGGCAUGAGGCUCAACAGAAGGCUAUUCCCGGAAAGCCUGGACACCCUGGCCUACGAGAAGUCACUGUACGCAGCAUGAUGGGCGGGUUUGGCGGUAAUGCCGGCCUGCUCAGCGCCUGGUUCGACGAGGACGCCUGGGAAUGGAAGUAUGAAUUCGUCAACUGUGCGCUUGGGAAGCAGUACCUGUGGUGGUUCGUACAUAUCUUUGACCUCAUACUUGUCGUCGUAGUCUUGGUAUAUCCCAUUUUCACUGCUCUGGUUGCUGCUGGGGUCGUGGACGAUGUAUGGCCAGAUUUUAUUGCGUCACGCAUCAGACAGUCGGAGAAGCCUCAGAAACCUGAUGUCGCCAAGAAUGUACAAGUUGGAAAUGGGCAAACAAAAACGGCAUCAUAG